AUGGAGAAAUCCAAUCCAAGAACGAAAAAGUUUGUGAGGAAACGAGAUCCAAAGCUUUUGACAGAAAUCUUAUCAACACUUAUGUUCUGUAUGCUUUUUCCACUUCUCAUCAAUCAAAUCGUGACCUAUCUCAUUCUUUCUCACAAAGAAACCCAAUAUAUCCCUGUGAAGCCUAAACAAGAAGGAACAGAUACUUGCUCCGGAAGGUACGUCUAUAUCCACAAUCUUCCUAGUAGAUUCAAUGACGAUCUGAUCAAGAAUUGUGAAGCAUAUAUUGAAUUACGCAACAAGUGUAAGUACCUGGUUAACUCUGGCUUCGGUCCACGAAUCUUGGAGGACAAUCACAACAACACAACUCAGGUCUUAACCAUCGAGACCGGUUCUUGGUACAAUACGAACCAAUUCAUGCUCGAGGUUAUCUUCCGAGAGAAAAUGAAUCAUUACGAGUGCUUGACCAACGAUUCCUCCAUAUCUUCUGCUGUUUUCGUCCCGUUCUUUGCUGGAUUCGACGUGAGACGCUUUUGGGGAUAUAGCGUGAAACUCAGAGACGAACUCGGUGAAGAUCUUGCUCGAUGGCUUAAGGAGAGACCUGAGUGGAGGAAACUAAACGGACGAGAUCAUUUCUUUGUGACAGGACGGGUCGGUCGGGAUUUCAGGAGAGCUUCUGAUCAAGAUUGGGAUUGGGGAAACAAGCUGAUGCGUCUGCCUGAGUUUGAGAACAUGACGAUGUUAUCUAUUGAGACCAAUUCUUGGAGCAACGAGUUUGCUGUUCCUUAUCCGACUUACUUCCAUCCCAAGAGCGUCACUGAGGUUAAGGGAUGGCAGAGGAAAGUGAGGAUGAUGAAGAGACGAUAUCUGUUUUCGUUCAUCGGAGCUCCGAGGCCGGAAAUGGAGGAAUCUAUAAGGGGAGAGGUUAUAAGGCAGUGCCUUGCCUCGGAAGGAAGAUGCAAGUUUCUUAAUUGUGAAACAAGUAAAGAUUGUGGUUAUCCGGUUAAGGUAAUGGAAGUGUUUCAAGAUUCGGUUUUCUGUUUACAACCACCAGGAGAUACACCUACUCGGAGAUCAACAUUUGAUUCGAUUUUAGCCGGUUGUAUACCGGUUUUGUUUCACCCUGAUUCGGUUUAUAACCAGUACAAGUGGUAUUUUCCAGAGGAUCAUACCAAGUAUUCGGUUUACAUUUCGGAGGAAGAUGUGAAAAAUGGGAAGGUUAGUAUUGAGAAAUUAUUGGGUAUGGUUGGUGAAGAGAGGAUUUGGAGGAUGCGGAACGAGCUUGAGAAGAUCAUACCGAAGUUAAUCUAUGCAAAACCGGGGGAGGUUGGACCGGAAAAGAUUGAAGAUGCGUUUGAAAUUGCAGUGAGUAGGGUUUUUGAGAGAGUGUCAUUGUUCAACAUGUCACAUAUCUAG
This is a messenger RNA of Microthlaspi erraticum, 1404 nucleotides long. Lineage: Eukaryota; Viridiplantae; Streptophyta; Magnoliopsida; Brassicales; Brassicaceae. The record is from the annotation of a GenBank genome assembly.